This is a messenger RNA of Cyprinus carpio (common carp), 1335 nucleotides long. It is a transcript of the gene jmjd8, whose product is annotated as jumonji domain containing 8. The record is from RefSeq and is a predicted model, not a curated record. NCBI's taxonomy places the organism in Eukaryota, Metazoa, Chordata, Actinopteri, Cypriniformes, Cyprinidae. Gene Ontology annotation, cellular component: cytoplasm.
AGGGGAUGUGAGUCGAGGGAUUUUGAAAGCGGUUGAUGGUGAACCGCGGCGAAACAGUCAGGUGUCAUGUGCGUGUUUUCAGACAGGUGAUAGAGAGACAUGGAUCAGGCUGUCAGGGCUCUUUUACUGCUGCUCUUAGCGCAGUUACCGGCUUCACUUCACUGCACUGAAGCCCCCGCUGGAGACGAUGGAGGAUGGGGACUGGAUUCCAGUAUUGAGGAUGAAGGCGAGUGCAACAUUGAGAUCAGAGAUGUGAACUCAAUAACACACACAGAGUUUAUUGAAGAGUAUGCUUACGCAAAACCAGUUAUACUCCGAGGACUUACAGAUAACACGAAGUUCCGUGUCCAGUGCUCCAAAGCCAAUCUGUUGAGAGAGUAUGCAGAGAAAAUGGUCCGUCUCAGCACGGCCAAUACACACUCAUACAGGAAAGUGGAUGUGCGGUUUGAAGAGUUUGUGAAGUUCCUGUUGACCCCUCAGCCUAAAGACAUCCUGGGCAGUGAUACGCUGUACUUCUUCGGGGACAAUAACUUCACGGAGUGGCAUUCGCUGUUUGAAGAGUAUAAAGCGCCACCUUUUUCUCUUCCAUUAAUGCAUCCUGCAUACAGCUUUGGGAUUGCUGGACCAGGUACUGGCGUCCCGUUUCACUGGCAUGGUCCCGGAUACUCUGAAGUUAUCUACGGCAGGAAGCGCUGGUUUCUUUACCCCCCUGACGAGGCGCCUGAGUUCCAUCCCAACCACACCACUCUGUCCUGGGUUUCUCUGUCCUACCCAAACCUGGAGCUCCACCAGAGGCCCCUGGAGUGCACCAUACGACCAGGAGAGGUGCUGUAUUUUCCAGAUCGUUGGUGGCAUGCAACUCUAAAUCUGGACACCAGCGUUUUCAUUUCAACUUUUCUGGGGUGAAGGCUGAUGUGGUGGUCAUUAGGGCUAAGGAGGUAUAUUGAGUUUGUAUGACAAUUUUUAUUAGCGAUAUGAUAUGAGGUAAUACUGUUCUUAUCGAUAUACAGUAGUUUGAUACGAGCGCAUCUGAAUAAUAGCAGCAUUGAUUGUAUUGUAUCGCCCAGCCCUAGUGAUCACACACCAUGUGCGUUUGACUUGAAGGACCAAUCAAGGAUUUGUUGUUGAGAGGACCAACUCAGAGGAGUUUGACUCAGUUUGAAGUCAAGCCAUCAGUCCAUUAACUUGAACUAUAUCAUUUUUUAAUAGAAGAUGCCUUUGAUGUGAGAUUUAAGUAAUUUGUUAAGUAUAGCUGUGUUGUCGAGACUAUACUUUGCAUUCUUUCUAUUGGGUUUUAAUGUUGCAUUGAAUUAAACAGAUAAUCGGUGCAAGUAA